GGAGACGCGCAGUGUCCCUGUGCGUUCAGAGGAGGCAUCAGCUGCCGGCAGGAGGGAAGCGACGAGGAGGAGAGGAAGAACACACAGCAGACCUACAUUGCAGCCUUUCCAUUCCUUCACUGCUGGUGUCCUUUCACUGCAAAAAAAAAAAAAAGAAAACAAAAAAAAAAAAAAAAAAAAAAAAAAAAAAACGGUCACUGGCUGCAGAAUAUAUAGGCUUGUGUUUUGUUUUGUUUUUUUCUCAAAAGCCGGAGGUCUCAAAUAUGUGUCGGAUCUAACAUCUCCUGAGAGAAAGAGGAAUAUCAGGCUCCCUGGUGGAUGUGGACACCUAAACUGAGGACAUGCAAAAGAUAGUGAAUUUAUCCAUUUCAGUUCUGCUUGUUUUAUGGGGAUGCGCGCUUGGAGGCUCGCCCAGUGUCCAAAUUGGGGGACUCUUUCCAAGGGGCGCGGAUCAAGAGUACAGCGCAUUUCGGAUAGGGAUGGUUCAGUUUGGCACCUCGGAAUUCAGACUGACGCCCCAUAUUGACAAUCUGGAAGUGGCGAACAGUUUUGCCGUUACCAAUUGCUUCUGUUCACAGUUCUCAAGAGGAGUGUACGCCAUUUUCGGAUUCUACGACAAGAAGUCCGUCAACACCAUCACGUCGUUUUGCGGGACGCUCCACGUGUCCUUCAUAACACCCAGCUUCCCUCUGGAUGGAAACCAACAGUUCAUCAUUCAGAUGAGACCUGACAUCAAGGGCCCCCUCCUCAGUCUCAUUGAGUACUACAAGUGGGACAAGUUCGCCUACCUGUACGACAGUGAUCGAGGCCUUACGACGCUGCAGGUCGUUCUGGACACGGCGGCCGAGAGGAAGUGGCAGGUGACGGCCAUCAACGUGGGGAACCUGAAAGACGAGAGGAAGGAUGAGGCGUACCGCUCGCUGUUCCAGGAUCUGGAGAACAAGAAGGAGAGGAGGGUGAUUCUGGACUGUGAACAGGACAAAGUCAAAGACAUCAUGGAGCAGGUCAUCACUAUUGGCAGACAUGUCAAAGGCUACCACUACAUUAUAGCCAAUCUGGGUUUCAUCGAUGGAGAUUUGUCCAAAAUCCAGUACGGUGGUGCCAACGUGUCAGGCUUUCAGAUUGUAGAUUUUGACGACCCUUUGGUGUCCAAGUUUGACCAGAGAUGGGAAGCUCUAGAAGAAAAAGAGUAUCCAGGGGCUGACAGUAAAAUAAGGUACACAUCGGCGCUGACGUACGACGCCGUGCAGGUGAUGACGGAGGCCUUCCGUCACCUGCACAAACAGCGCAUCGACUUCACCAGACGGGCCAACAACGGCGACUGCCUGGCCAACCCCGCUGUGCCCUGGGCUCAGGGAGUGGAGAUUGAACGGGCGCUGAAACAGGUGCGUGUGGAAGGCCUGACAGGAAACAUCCAAUUUGAUCAGCACGGCAAAAGAGUCAACUACUCAGUGAACGUAAUGGAAUUAAAGACCAAUGGCCCCGUAAAGAUCGGAUACUGGAAUGAGGUUGACAAGAUGGCAGUCACUAAAUCAGACGUCUUCCCAAACGACACAUUAGGAAUGGAAAAUAAAACUGUUAUCGUCACCACAAUCCUGGAAGCUCCGUAUGUAAUGCUGAAAAAGAACGCUGACCUUUUUGUCGACAACGAACGCUACGAGGGUUACUGUGUGGAUCUGGCCGCCGAGAUAGCGAAGCACUGCGGCUUCAAAUACCAGCUGAAAAUAGUCGGAGACGGGAAAUACGGAGCCAGAGAAGCCGAGACUAAAAUCUGGAAUGGGAUGGUUGGAGAAUUAGUGUAUGGGAAAGCAGACAUCGCAGUGGCUCCGUUGACCAUCACUUUGGUGCGAGAGGAGGUGAUCGACUUCUCCAAACCCUUCAUGUCUCUGGGAAUCUCCAUCAUGAUCAAGAAGCCUCAGAAAUCCAAACCGGGAGUGUUUUCGUUCCUGGACCCGCUGGCCUAUGAGAUCUGGAUGUGCAUCGUGUUCGCUUACAUCGGCGUCAGCGUGGUCCUGUUCCUCGUCAGCCGCUUCAGCCCGUACGAGUGGCACACGGAGGAGUACGAGGACGGCCAGAUCCAGACCAACGAGUCGACAAAUGAGUUCGGCAUAUUCAACAGCCUGUGGUUCUCCCUCGGAGCCUUCAUGAGACAAGGCUGUGACAUCUCACCCAGGUCUCUGUCUGGUCGCAUCGUCGGCGGUGUGUGGUGGUUCUUCACUCUGAUCAUCAUCUCCUCCUACACGGCUAACCUGGCUGCUUUUCUGACUGUCGAGAGGAUGGUUUCUCCCAUUGAGAGCGCAGAGGAUCUGGCUAAACAGACCGAGAUCGCUUAUGGCACUCUGGACUCAGGCUCCACUAAAGAGUUCUUCAGGCGCUCUAAAAUCGCCCUGUUUGACAAAAUGUGGACGUACAUGCGCAGCGCGGAGCCCUCUGUGUUUGUCAAAACCACAGGUGAGGGGGUUCAGAGGGUCCGUAAGUCCAAGGGGAAGUACGCCUAUCUGCUGGAGUCCACCAUGAACGAGUACAUCGAGCAGCGAAAACCCUGCGACACCAUGAAAGUUGGCGGAAACCUGGACUCCAAAGGCUACGGGAUCGCCACGCCGAAAGGAUCCUCAUUAAGAAAUGCGGUUAACCUCGCAGUACUAAAACUGAAUGAGCAAGGCCUGUUGGACAAAUUGAAAAACAAAUGGUGGUACGACAAAGGAGAGUGCGGCAGCGGGGGAGGUGAUUCCAAGGAGAAGACGAGCGCUCUCAGCCUGAGCAACGUGGCUGGGGUCUUCUACAUUCUGGUCGGAGGACUCGGUUUGGCCAUGCUGGUGGCCUUGAUUGAGUUCUGUUACAAGUCCCGAGCCGAGGCGAAACGAAUGAAGGUGGCAAAGAAUGCACAGAAUAUUAACCCAACUUCCUCGCAGAAUUCACAGAAUUUUGCAACUUAUAAGGAAGGUUACAACAUGACCUUCGGGGACGCCAUGAGGAAUAAAGCGAGACUUUCCGUCACUGGAAGUACUGGGGAGAAUGGUCGGGUGAUGACUCCAGAGUUUCCUAAAGCUGUCCACGCUGUCCCUUACGUGAGACCUGACAUGGGACUAAACGUCAGCCUGACAGAUUUGUCCUGAUCAAUGAGAAACUUCUGAGUGCCUUACAAUGGUUUCAAUAGAGCGAUUUUUUUCUUUGUUUGUUUUCUUCUUCUUCUUCUUCUUCUUCUUCCCUCCUUCCUUCUGUUCUGGCGCUUUUUCUGUCUGUCUGGUGAAAAAAGGUAGGAGAUGGAGGCUUCAUUUUGUCGAUCACAAAGACUUGUAUUGUUGCUCUCUGUCUCUAUUUCUCACCAUGUAAAAAAGCCUCCCUCUCUGGGUGGAAUUACAUUUUGGAAUAUAAAAGGGAGGCGCUCUUUUUCUAAACUGGUGACACCAUGCUUUCCUAUCUAUCUGUCUGGACUGAAAUAAGAUGGAAACGAGGGCUUGAUUGACAGCAACGGCUGCUUCUGGGAGUCAGAGUCUCAGUUAUCUAAAAUGUGUUUGUGUGAGCGUGAGGCUGUGUGUGUCCGGGGGGAUGUCGUCAAAAACACACUGUUUUCUGUAGCCACCACCGCCAAAACAGGAUUUUCAAGCACACUUGAUAUCAUCUGCAUAAAGAUGUGAAAUUGUCCUUUUUUUCUAAGAAAAUCUAAAAAAAAAAUGUUUAUUGAAAAAAAUAUUUUUAUGUAUUUUCACAAAAUAGCUUUUAAAUAAACUUGCUUACAUACCGGUUGGAUAUAAACAUCUUAAUGUGUGAGUAUAAAGGAAGAAAUAAUACUAAACAGCUUCUAGUUCCAUAUUUUUAAAGCCAAAUACAUUGCAUAUGGGGGCGAGAUGUUGAAAUCAUGUAAUUAAUUCCUAUUCUAAACUUUCCUGUAUAUUUUAUUCUUUAACAUUUGGUGUUGAUAUGAAAUAUAUGUCAAUGCUUGACAUUUGGAAUCAAUCCUUCUAUGUUUUUUCUUGUUAGAGUUGGUGCAGCGAUUUUUUUUUUUUUUUUUUUGCUUUACUUUUGUCUCUUCGUUCGCUUCAGUGCUUUUGCUGUUUGUAUUUUUUCUGACAAGGGCCAGGGUUGUCGUUCUACUUUCAAGAGGAAGUUACUCUGUUUACAUGCCAUAAACACAGAUCAAAAAACAAAACAUAGUACGGUAUGGUAUUCUCGCGUUACAUAUUGAAGUGACAUCAAAAGAGGCAUCAACAUCCACAUGGUUUACGUGAUGGUAUAAAAUGCCAAAUAAGUAACAGUGCCAAAUUCUAGUGCCAGUAGAUAUGAAUAUAGUCUUAAUAUAAUCAAUCACUGUCAUCUCAGUGAAUGUAAAUGAUACAUUCUGUAACUUUUGUAACUAGAUGUACAGUUGGUGGCAAUGACAGUGCUAACACAAUAGCCUUUAUGCUUUGUUUUCCAGUCUCCAUGUAUUUUGCAUUGAUCUGACAAUAAAGUAGCAUCAGUUGCAUGUUGUUGCCGAAAAUAAUACAUACGUUGAUUUCAUUAAUGCCAAACAUGCUUUUUUUUCCUUUUUUUUUAAUGUUAAACUUGUGAGGUUAACUGUUUAAAAUUGGAAAUACAAUGUUAUACAUAUAUACAGUAUAUACAUAUACAGGUAUACAUAUAUUUUAUAUAAAAAAUUGAAGUAUGAAAAAUUAAUCCCCUUUCCACUAAAGUGUCAAAGCUACUUAGACUUUUUUUUUUAGUAUUUGAUUUAUUUAUUAAAUAAUGUAUUAUUUUUUAAUUUAGUUCUACAGUUUUACAAUAAGGGACAAGCACUUCUAAUUAUAAGACACAUUUUAUUUCACCUUAUUAAUCUGAAGUCGACCUAUGACGAGCCCUCCACUCCUAAAAAAACGGAGGUAAACUGUACUAUUAUUACCACUGUUGUUUUUUGUAGUCAGCAGCAGAAACAUAAACCGUAGUUGCUUCUCAGUUUCAUCGCAUAUUCAGGCUAUUCUCACUGACAUUUUGUAUAUGGAAUGUGUGCUAACUUGUUUAUUUUUUGGGACUCUUUCUAAAUAAAAGUGGCUGAUUUCUUGUUA
This is a messenger RNA of Sphaeramia orbicularis (orbiculate cardinalfish), 5042 nucleotides long. It is a transcript of the gene gria2b, whose product is annotated as glutamate receptor, ionotropic, AMPA 2b. Lineage: Eukaryota; Metazoa; Chordata; Actinopteri; Kurtiformes; Apogonidae. Gene Ontology annotation, cellular component: membrane. The transcript is spliced from 16 exons. Gene Ontology annotation, biological process: monoatomic ion transport. Gene Ontology annotation, molecular function: ligand-gated monoatomic ion channel activity; signaling receptor activity. Bases 342 to 3116 code for a protein of 924 amino acids. The record is from RefSeq and is a predicted model, not a curated record.